This is a messenger RNA of Geodia barretti, 1819 nucleotides long. The record is from the annotation of a GenBank genome assembly. Lineage: Eukaryota; Metazoa; Porifera; Demospongiae; Tetractinellida; Geodiidae.
UAGCGACGCGCGACAGAGGGAUGUCUUUCAGGGACUGGUUUUUGGUGGCUGUUAUGACGGCAUGGACCUAUAGCUGCGCUAGAGGAUCCACUUGCUCUGUUAGCAGAAACCAUCCCUGUGAGUGUAAAACCCAGCAACACGAAGUAGACCUUACCUACUUCGAGAACCAAAACAGGUAUAUAGGUUGUAGCUACCACAGAUACUACGUACGUAUGUUGUGUUGUAUGUUAGUAGUGCAAUCACGGGGUGUAAAGGCAAGUGCAAUUCGACAAACACGUACGUGAGGCCUGUGGAUGUAUGUGGUCACAUGCAGUGUGCAAGUGGAAUGUUGGUAUGGAGCUAAUGUUGCAGUUCCUAGCAUCUACGUUUGCUCGAUAUUAUAAGUAUGAAAAUUCCCUAGGCUCUAAAUAUCCCCAGUGGCCUUGUUUUGUAGUGCAUAUUAGUGAUGCAUCGGUUCUCCUACAAUUUUGGUUUAUUUACAGGCUAAGCACCUCAUCAGACGGAGUCUUCUUCCAAUUCAGUCCUUGCUAUACCUUCCAGUGCUCUGGAAAUGACAAACAGUUCAUGGUAUGUUUUACCGUACUGUGGAACCUCCACAAACCGACCCUCGGAAUUGUCAUUGAUAAUGUCCUACUGCAUUGGCACAAUAUGAGAAAUGUCUCAAAAGUCUCUGAUUUCAGAGUUUCACUGUAUAGCUACUACAAUUGACGUUGUGUAGCAAGUGUCAACAAACGAAGUGAGGUAGCAAGGCAAACAAUUCAACUACACCCAGGACUUCGACGAAGGAAAAAAGAAGAGCUGCCUUAGGUGGGAUUCAAACCCACAACACUCUGCAGUUUAGGCGAGCGCUCUACCAACUGAGCUACCAGGGCAACUUUGGCUGGUAGUUCAACACAAAGGCAAACCUCAAGCCACUGUGCUAUGGCAUAGUAUAGUCUAACUCAGCACGUAGUAUUAUCCCUCUGGUCUGUAUAAUGUGUUAUAACACCAUUCAUCAACAGAUAUGUGCGUAUGAUAACAAAACCGGCGAUUAUUUUGGUCUCGGAAGAGUAGUGACUACUGACGACAAAUGGAGUAUCAAUUCGGUCUCUCCACUCAACUUUACAAUCCACUACUAUGAUGGAGAUGAGAUUAAUUCUACCACAUAUCUAAUUUCGACUGUUAACGUUGCCUACAGGGAGAAUGUAUUUGGGUAUGAAUUUACCUUCGUCAAGUUAGUUCACAGCGGAAGUGCGACUGUAGAGUAUGAAUUUCAACUGCUCACGUCGCAUGUGGCAUGGAAGAAGGAACCCCCUGAUCAGACCCCACUGAUUGCAGUGGCUGUGGUCGGAUCCUGGGUGUUCCUGGUCCUGCUGCUAUCAGUGGUGAUCCUAGUAGUAGUCGUCGUGGCAGUCCGUCCAUACAAACGGAGAAUCAGAAAUGAGCAGCAAUACCAGCCUCUUCCUAAUCCUCCAGCCUAAUAUCUCUCUUCUCCAACUCUCUCAUUAUUAUUAUUAUGCCUGUCUGACUCCGUGCAUGUUUGUUUUUAACUGCAUACUUCCACCAAAUGAUUUUCAACUCAAAACUGGACAGAAGUGAAAACAUCGCUAAGAUGCAAAACUGACAGGAUUUUACUUUGAUAUUUUUAUGAUUGAGAUUUAAUGGAUACCGGUAUCUUCUUAAAAUUAAUAAAGCAGAAUUUUAAGUAUAAGUGCCUAGUAUUAUAACCCCCAUAUAAAUUCUUAUGGAAGCUCUGGACACAUGCGUCUACCGCUGGUUAAGGUCACUCACUAAUAGAUCCCUUACUCUCAACUCCUCCCUCGGAUCUUCGCUCAGCAGC